CUUUCCUUCCGUGUAGGGUUUCUUUCGACUUCGUGCGUGAAUCGUCUUCUCACUCGGCCUCGCAGACUCACAAUCGCAGACCACGGGCCGCCGCGCCGCACGCCACCGUCGCUGUUGCCUAAGCCUCUCUUCGCGGUGACAUCGUCUCGCACCUGUCUUCGUCUCCGCGGUUCUUCGAUUCCGCCUCCUCCUCCGCACCUUGUCUCCGCGUUUCGUGCGGUCUCCGUCGGUCACUUCUGAUUAAACACAGUGUGUGCUCGAUUUGAAGGCAAGAGAAAAGAGAGAACGCAGUGGCUGAAUCCAACCCAUCUCGGCUCAGCCAUUGAGUAUUCACACACUUUCUCUUUUCAUUCUCUUGUCCUAAUCGUGAACCCAAGAUCCGUCUUCAAUUUCACUUUGAGGGACAACACGCUACCACUGUGUUUGGAAAGUUGCAAGGAUGUUUGGGUCAACAAACCCGUUUGGGCAGUCAUCAUCAUCAAGCCCUUUUGGCUCUCAAUCAGUUUUUGGACAGACUAAUUCAAGUAGCAAUCCUUUUGCCCCCAAGCCAUUUGGUAGUACAUCUCCAUUUGGUUCGCAAACGGGAAGUUCCAUGUUUGGAGGUACUUCCACAGGAGUAUUUGGCGCAGCGCAACAGUCUUCUCCAUUUUCUUCCAAUACAGCUUUUGGUGCUUCAUCAUCACCAGCUUUUGGUAGUUCGGUUCCUGCUUUUGGGUCAUCUUCAACUCCUGCAUUUGGUAGUUCAUCGUCAUCAUUUGGCGGAUCAUCAGUUUUUGGUCAGAAGCCUGCUUUUGGAGGCUUUGGAUCUACUACUCAAACAAGUCCAUUUGGUGCUACCCAGCCAUCACAACCAGCGUUUGGAAGCAGCAUAUUUGGCUCCUCAACACCUUUUGGUGCUUCAUCUCAGCCAGCAUUUGGUGCUACGAGCACUCCUGCAUUUGGUGCAACAAGCACUCCUGCAUUUGGUGCAACAAGCACUCCUGCUUUUGGUGCAUCAAGCACCCCUGCAUUUGGUGCUACUAGCACCCCUGCCUUUGGCUCGACCUCUAGCCCUACAUUUGGUAGCACAGGUAGUGCAUUUGGGGUAUCAAGUUCUCCUGUAUUUGGUGGUGGGGGAGCAUUUGGAGCUUCGAGUAACCCCAUGUUUGGUUCAUCAAGUACAUCUGCAUUUGGCAGUUCAAGCUCUCCAUUUGGGGCCUCUAGUACUCCUGCUUUUGGGGCCUCUAGUACCCCAUCGUUUAGUUUUGGAUCUGCUCAAGCUUUUGGUCAGUCUUCUUCUGCAUUUGGUAGUAGCAGCCCUUUUGGAAGUACAGCCUCACCCUUUGGAGGUCAGAGUUCUGCGUUUGGAUCCCAAACUCCGACAUCGACUUUUGGAAAUACUGGUAUUGGGCAGUCAGGUUUUGGAGGUCAACGGGGUGGAAGUAGAGUAGCUAAUUACACAGCAACAACUGAAGCAGAUAGUGGUACCUCUGGACAAACUGCAAAAUUGGAGUCCAUUUCUGCCAUGCCUAUUUACAAAGAUAAAAGCCACGAGGAGCUAAGAUGGGAGGACUAUCAAUUGGGGGAUAAAGGUGGACCACUUCCCUCUGCUCAGUCAACUGGCUUGACAGGCUUCAGUUCAUCUACAACACAGACAAAUGCCUUUUCUCCUUCACCGGUGUUUGGUCAAUCAUCAGCCAAUCCUUUCUCUACGACAACACCUAAUUCUAACCCCUUUGCACCAAAGAGUUCACCUUUUUCUUCUGGAUUUGGAACUUCUGCUGCUCCUGCCUUCAGUUCAUCGGCUUUUGGUUCUUCAACAUCAGCAGCAGCACCUUCAAUAUUUGGCUCAUCCCCAUCUCCAUUUGGAGCCAACUCUGCGUUUGGUCAAUCUACGUCCCUGUUUAAUACUGCUCCUGCUCAGGCUUCAUCUUCACCAUUUGGCACGAGCAUUUUUGGCAACACACAGUCAUCCCAAUUGUUUAGUUCUGCAGCUCCUACAAUUGCACCGACGGGUUCUACUUUUGGACAGAAUACCUCCCCCUUUGGGCAGACUACACCUUUUAGUCAAUCAAGCUUGUUCAAUUCACCUUCUUCUGGGCUUGUUGGAAGCAUUUUCUCAUCAAGUGCAUCGCUCACUUCGAAUAAUCUGACUGGUUUUGGUCAGACAGCGCCAUCAAUUUCAACACCUUUCCAACCUGCACAACCUGCUCAGUCGAGUGGUGCCUUUGGCUUUAGCAACUUUGGCCAGACACAACCUGUUGGUGCAAGCAGCUUUGGUGGCACUCCAGGCAUAUUUGGUCAGAAUAAUUUUGGACUUCAGUCUAAUACCCAGAGUUCUGUGGCUGUACAAGCAGUUCCGAAUACAAAUCCAUUUGGAACACUUCCUGCGUUGCCUCAGAUGUCAAUUGGUCGAGUUGGAACCACUCCUUCAAUUCAAUAUGGAAUCUCUAGCAUGCCUGCCCUAGACAAACCUGCUCCUGUUAGAAUAUCAUCUUUAUUGACAUCUCGGCAUCUCUCACAAAGACGAAUCAGGCUUCCUGUCAGGAGAUAUCAUUCUAAGAAUGAUGGUCCAAAGGUUCCAUUCUUUAGUGAUGAUGAGGAUACUCCAUCUACACCCAAGGCUGAUGCUCUGUUCAUUCCUAGAGAAAAUCCAAGGGCAUUGAUCAUUUGUCCCAUGGAGCAGUGGCCAGGAAAAGCUUUUGAGAAGGCAUCAACUUUUAAGGAUAGAUCCAUCCCAGUGAAUGAGAAUGGAAAUAUCUCUAAAGAGGCAUGUGAAACGCCUGAUAGGACCAGCUCACAGGAUAAAGAUAGAGAGAAGAGUGCAGUAGAAAAUGGAUUUGUCAAGGAGCAAGCUCAGACUACAACGAUAAAGCAAGCAUCCAAUGGGAGUAAUGAAGAUCAUUCUCCACAAAAGGCGGACAUGUACAAGACACUGAGUGGUCACAGAGCUGGUGAGGCUGCCAUUGUAUAUGAACAUGGAGCUGAUGUUGAGGCACUAAUGCCAAAACUGCGGCGGUCUGAUUACUACACACUACCUCGAAUACAUGAACUGGCAGCGAAGGAAAGAGCUGAACCAGGAUUCUGCAGUCAUGUUAAGGACUUUGUGGUUGGAAGGCAAGGUUAUGGAAGUAUCAGAUUUUUGGGUGAGACAGAUGUACGAGGGCUUGAUCUUGAGGCCCUCAUUCAGUUUAACAAUCGGGAGGUGAUCGUAUACAUGGAUGAUUCAAAGAAACCUCCUGUUGGACAAGGGCUGAAUAAACCUGCUGAGGUUACACUGCUCAACAUAAAAUGUUUUGACAAAAAAACUGGACAUCAGUAUACAGAAGGGCCAAAAAUAGAGAAAUACAAGGAGAUGCUCAAGAGAAAGGCCGAGGACCAAGGUGCUGAAUUUGUAUCAUAUGAUCCUGCUAAAGGAGAGUGGAAGAUCAGGGUCAACCACUUCAGCGUCUACAAGCUGGUUGAUGAAGACAGUUGAAUAAAUGAUGACAAGUAAGGCCGUAAGGGUUGAUCCGGCUGUUCAAUUUGGUGGAGGAGAACAGUACUUUUGAUAGUUUCAGAACCAAAGUUCUGCUUUAAAAUGUAUUUUGUUUUUUUCCUGUAAAUUUUCACUGUAUUGUGUGAAGGAUAUAGCUUGGAAGAACGCAGUUGAUGUGCUUCCUGCUCUGGGGGAAUAUUUUAUAGAUCUACGGUUGGGGAUGUUCAAAUGUGGGGUUUCUAGCAUCAUUUUUUACGUACUUAUAUUUUGAUUCGCUUAGAUGUUAUGGCUAUUUCAACUUUAUUUUUUUUGAAUUAUGAAGGUGGUGUUUGACAUGA
Messenger RNA from Cajanus cajan (pigeon pea), 3795 nucleotides. Its product is annotated as nuclear pore complex protein NUP98A. Lineage: Eukaryota; Viridiplantae; Streptophyta; Magnoliopsida; Fabales; Fabaceae. The record is from RefSeq and is a predicted model, not a curated record. Gene Ontology annotation, molecular function: RNA binding; structural constituent of nuclear pore. Gene Ontology annotation, biological process: RNA export from nucleus; telomere tethering at nuclear periphery; post-transcriptional tethering of RNA polymerase II gene DNA at nuclear periphery. Gene Ontology annotation, cellular component: nuclear pore cytoplasmic filaments; nuclear pore.